This is a messenger RNA of Hibiscus syriacus, 841 nucleotides long. Its product is annotated as B3 domain-containing protein REM5-like. The transcript has 4 exons. Lineage: Eukaryota; Viridiplantae; Streptophyta; Magnoliopsida; Malvales; Malvaceae. The record is from RefSeq and is a predicted model, not a curated record. Gene Ontology annotation, molecular function: DNA binding. Bases 9 to 776 code for a protein of 255 amino acids.
AAGCAGAGAUGUCAAAUGCAAAAUUUACUCCAAAAAUUCCCCACUUCUUCCAACCUCUCUUACCAGGCUUCCACAAUCACCUCUCGAUCCCUCUUGCGUUUUUCAAGCACUACUUAAAGACUCAGACCAACGGUCCGAGAGCCGUACUGAGGAGCCACGGAAGAACAUGGCCGGUGAAGAUCAGGGACCGGAGAUUCGAAGACGGGUGGGGAGACUUCGCCCGAGACCACGAUUUGCAUGUCGGGGAUUUCUUGUUGUUCGGAUAUGGAGGCGACAUGGUGUUCGACGUAGUGGUGUUUGAUACCAGUGCAUGCCAAAGAGAAUACCCAGUUUUUGCCAAAGACCACCACCAAACCAGAAGUCCGACCGCUUCGUCCGGCCAUGGAAGCCCUCAUUUUGUGGCCACUUUGAGUCAUUAUUGCAUGAAAAGGUUCAGGCUGGUUAGUAUAAAUAAUAUUCCGAGAAAAUUCGCCAGGUUCAAUGGUCUGAUGGGCAGAUCUUGUGAGAUCGUUGUUGUCGAUGAACAACGAAGGUCGUGGAUGGCGAGUCUAGGACACAAGGAAAGUGAUGGUCAAGUCUAUAUUGGAUGCGGUUGGAGAAACAUCUGCAUCGGAAAUAACCUUAAGGCAAUGGAUUGUGUUGUGAUCGAGCUCAUUGGAAAUGGAACCAUGCCUGUGUUUAAACUUCACAAGGUUGAAGACGAUGAAGAUGACAAAGGUAUGGCAAAUUACCCUGCUUCCAACGCUGGUUGCUCAGGACGGACCAUAUAUUUUUAGAAUGAAUAGCGACCCCUUUCUCUUUUUGUAUGCAGUUUCUAGUAAAAGGCAGUGAAAUCUGUAGU